This is a messenger RNA of Aspergillus welwitschiae, 3993 nucleotides long. RefSeq names its product CHAT domain-containing protein. The transcript has a single exon. Gene Ontology annotation, molecular function: protein binding. The coding region runs from base 1 to 3993 and encodes 1330 amino acids. NCBI's taxonomy places the organism in Eukaryota, Fungi, Ascomycota, Eurotiomycetes, Eurotiales, Aspergillaceae. The record is from RefSeq and is a predicted model, not a curated record.
AUGGACUCUGUGGGGAUUGAGGAGUUUCGCAUUGACGAGGAUGUUGUUAGCUCAAUCUUACAACUGAGCAAUGAUGAGCUCGAAGGGUUGACAACACUCUAUGGGGAUUCCCCUGACGAUGCAGACAUUGAGCUGUUUAUUUUCACUUGCUUUCUUUUGUUCAAAAGAACUGAUUCUCCCCGGCGGGCUGAGCUGGCCAUCAGAAAGGCUCAGAAAUGGGCUGCUUCUACACCACCGGACCAUAGCCAGUGGAGGCGGCGUCUUGCAAUGAUGAGAUCAAUCAGGAGCAGUGUAAACAUUAGCUGGCCCUUGAUAUACGGAGAUAAGGAAUUAGAAUCGGAUGUUCUGCACAUACUUUACAGCGGAGCUCGGUAUAGACUGACUGGAUCGAUUGAAGACCUUAAUGAUACCAUCAAUUUUAUAGGGUCUCUCUUAAGCCGAACGCCUCCAAUACCAAGACUGAAGGGCAUGAUCGACUUAGCCCAUUGGCUGGCUCAACGGUUUGAGAAGGAUCGGCAGACUUAUUUGGAUGACCUAAAGGCUGCGAUACGCUUGGUUCGUUCUGUUGCAUCCGCGGAAGGGGUGGACUAUUUCCAACGUGCCAAACUGCUUGUUCGAGCCAGUGAAUGGACGUCUACGCAAUAUGAAUGCGAUCAUGACCCGAGCACCCUUGACAAGUCCAUUGAAAUCCACCGUCAUGCAUUAUCUAUUGCAACUCAGUAUGAUAACCUUUGCAUUCAUUUAUUUAUGGGACUUUCAGCUGCGCUGAUUCAGCGAGCUUCGAAACGAAGACAGCCUGCAGACCUCCAGGAAGCAACUGCAACACUUACAGGGUUGCUGGAAAAGCCCUCGCUUGAUUGCAAAAAUCGAUUUGGUGUUCUGAAUAGCUUGGGUCUUGCUAUGAUAAGCCAUUUCGCGAACUCUGGAGAUAUCCAAUACCUGGGUCGUUCUAUUGAGUACUUUGAGGAAUCACUCGACCUUGCCUCAUUCAACAACUUUCCCAGCAUUGCUCCCAUUGUAAACCUUGUUCAAACUCUCCAGUCACUCACAGAGAGCUUGGAAAAGCCAUUCUACAAGGAUUACAUCGAUAAGGCAACUGGAAUUCUUGAAGUCGCAUUGCCAAACCUUGCCUGGAAAGAAUUCCCAUAUGGCACUCUGCUCCAUCCAGCAACCCUGCUCAAUGAUCACUUCAACAAAACUAAUAGACUUGAAUAUCUUGAUCGAGCUUGCAAAUUAACCCGGUUGGCUAGCUCUACAGCGCCAUUUGGUCCUGAGAGGGCUCAAUGUCUGUGCAUACUAGCGCAACGACUCCGUCUCUACUUUCGCCACACCAGCAGUAACGGGUACUUAAACGAGGCAAUCCUUACUGCAGAACGAGCUGUUGAAAUGACACCAACAGAUCACCAGCAAAAAUCUCACUUUAUGUCUGAUUUAGGGGGCCUACUCUUAGAGCGUUGGCAGACAUCGAAUAGUAGCGAAGACAUCUUCAAUGGAAGCAAAGUGCUAAAAGAAGCAUCACGACUCCUGCCAUCUACCGACCCCAACUGGCCCACCAUAAUGGAAAACACUGCUACAGCUAAUAAUUUCUUGUUUAAACGCACGGGCAAUAUCAAGUAUUUGAAUUGCGCUAUCGAUACACUCGAAAAGAUAUUAUCAAAUCACACGACUGGACAAUCAGAUAUCUAUCUAUACACUUGCUUCAAUUUAGCAAAUUUGCUUUGCAUACGGGCCCACAACAAGUGUAGAGCAGAUGAAGAGGUGGACUUGUCUUCGUGGCCGUGGACUAUGGAUUUGCGUGAAGGUGAAAGACCCUUAUCUAAUGCAUCCACAACGGAUGUUGACCGUGCACUUCAUCUCGUGAACACCGCCCUGCUAUCAAUUGACACCACUCACCCUGAAUGGGGAAGCUCCCACAAACUCCUCGGCCAUAUCUACCUACACAGGUAUAAUAUUAUUCGGAGGGCUCCCGACCUUGGCCGUGAGGCAUUUUCUGAGCUUAAUUCUGCAAUCAACGUCCAAGAGAUAGCCGUGCGUUAUUUACCGUCUACGCAUUCGUUGCGACUAGACUUGUUGGCUGAGCAUUCCGCAACAUUGCUCAUUCGACACGAGAUUACGCAUGAUUCUAGUGAUUUUCAAAAGGCAAUUCGUUGCUGCAGAGAAGCAGUUAAAGCUCGUGAAGGCAGUCCCCGAAUUCGAAUAGAAAUGGCCCAGGUCUUAGGAGCAUUGCUUCUCAAGUCCACUUCGCAUGAGGAAGCAUUUCAAGUACUGGAGGAAGCAGUCGGGUUGAUACCCAUGGCCUGUCCAAGGUCUUCCAGUAGCUAUGACAAGCAAAGUUUUCUUAGCUCGUGCUUUGCCAUAGCUUCUCAGUCUGCUGCAACGGCUUUGCACACCGGCAAAUCUGCAUCCUAUGCCCUGAAAGUGCUAGAAAAAAGUCGUGGUGUUGUAGCAGGAUCCUUCCUAGAUGCCCGGACCGAUCUCUCUGAGCUCAGGCGUAAGCAUCCGGAGCUCGCUAGAAAGUUCGAAGCACUAGCGGAGAAACUCAAUCGAGAUCCAGAUUUGAGUGAGGGUUUUCGACUAUCCAAUGCAGAGAACAACGUUUUAUCGCAGGAUACAAGCAAAUUGAACCGGAGAAUUUACAUGCAGCAAGACUUCAACCGGCUUGUUGAGACAAUACGAAGCGAGACCGGAUUGUCAAACUUCCUUCUCCCUCCGAGCGAGGAAGAGAUGAUGGAUGCAGCUUGUCAGGGAGCGAUCGUGAUGAUCAAUGUCGGUACGCGUUCUGAUGCAAUAGUCAUCGAGAAGCAUCGAAUCAGUUCUAUCAGCCUACCUUAUCUGUCCAUGGAAGUUGUGGAUCGCAUCGCUGGGGAGUUUACUAAAUCAAACUCUUACGUCCUGCAUACAUCUUCUUUCCUUCCUUCGGUGCUUGAGUGGCUAUGGGUUGUCCUUGCUCGUCCUGUCUUGGAUUAUCUGGGAUACCUACACCCCCCAGAGCAGGGACAACCGUGGCCGCACAUUUGGUGGAUCCCUACCUGGAGAUUGGUUUACUUUCCUAUCCAUGCUGCGGGGAUUCAUAACAAGAACACUGACGAGACAGUGCUGGACAGAGUAGUGUCAUCCUAUGCGUCCUCAGUCAGGUCACUCAUCCACAGUCGUCAAGGAGCUCUCCCAGAGACACCCUCCAGCACCACAAAGCCACAACAAGCGCUUCUUAUCUCCAUGCCCGAAACACCUAAACAAUCCUCCCUCCCGUUCGCCGUCAACGAAAUCACCACCAUCAAUCCCCUUGUCCAAGAGAUAGGUCUGACACCCACACACCGCGAAGGCGGAAACACAAACGAGGUUCUGCAAUUAAUGAAAAGCAGCACCAUCCUCCACUUCGCAGGCCACGGAAUGUCCCACGCCAGCGAUCCCACUCAAAGCUGUCUUUUAACUCAAGACUGGUUCACCAACCCCUUGACAGUCGAAAAGCUCAGACAAGAGAACUUACAAGACACAUCUCCGUUCCUCGCCUAUCUCUCAUCCUGCUCUACCGGAGCAAACAAAAACCUCAAGCUCGCUGACGAGACUAUCCACCUUGUCAAUGCUUGUCAGCUGGCGGGGUUUCGACAUGCCAUUGGGGCGCUCUGGGAAGUGUCGGAUCAGCAUUGUGUCGAGGUAGCGAAAGGUGUGUAUGAGACUUUGAAGGAGGAGGGGCUGACCGAUGAGGCUGUGGCUAGGGGGCUGCAUAGGGCUACUCGGAGGGUGCGUGAUAGUUGUCGGGAUUUUACGAUGAGGAAACAUGCGAGCACGGGGAUGAAAGCCAAGGAGGAGGAGGAGGACAAUAUAGAUAAACGGUUAGGCUCUUUGGAACGAGAAUUCAGAGCGUUGGGAAUUGAUGCGAAAUUGGGCGUGAAUGGCUUGGAAAGAGAUAUAGAGCCUGCCGAGGAUAGCCCUGGUUUUGAGAUACAUGCUGCUUCGUUUCUCUGGGUUCCGUACUUUCAUCACGGUGCUUAA